AUGGAAGAAGCACCCUUAAUACCAAUACCAAUACCAAUACCACCAACUAGUAUACCUAAUAGAAAUAAUAAUAAUAAUAAUAAGAAUAAUAAUAACAAGUGCGAAUUAAUUAAAUUGGUUUUAGGUUGUAUAUAUGGUUCAGUUUUAGGUGAUGCAUAUGGUCUAUCUACAGAAUGUUUAAAUAAAGAACAAGUAUUAAAAGCAUAUGGAUCAAAUGCUAUACCAUUUCCAGGGUUUUUAAAAACCUCACAUAAUUCUAGAUGGCCAAAAGGAGAUUGGACAGAUGAAUCGGAUCAGAUGAUUAUAGCACUCGACUCGUUGCUAGAGACGGGAGGCAAGUUUGACGAAUGCAAUUUUGCAAAGAGACUACAUAAAUGGGUGACUACUGGGUUUGCCGAACUGGGAGACACCUGUGGUUUGGGGUCGACGGCAAGCUCCAUCAUCUUACAGGGUCAAUUCACAACCAAUCCCUACUUUGUCUCUGAAAAGACGUGGAUCCAAACAGGACGAAGACAGGCAAACAACGGAGCGAUAACACGUUCCAUCUCGGCCGGACUCUUUAACCAUGAGAACCUGUCAUUGGUCUCGUCCAACGCAGGCAAUCUUGCCAAAACCACAAACUUUGACCAACGUUGUGUCACAUCCAACAUGGCAAUCGCAUGCGCCAUCUCUAUCCUCCUCAACAAUGUAGAAUGCAAAAAAAUAUCAAUCAGUGGUACCAGUAUUGGCGGUGGGCCAUCCAGCGUGCACUCGGGAUCUAGCAAGAGCUGCUCGUCUGAAGAGGUGGAACAUCUCAUAGAAGAGGUCGUUGGCAAGUGUGCCACCACAAUGACAACCAUUACAGAGCGUGUCGAGUUUGAAGAGAUUCUAUACAAUACCUCGUUGGAGUCACUCAGUCUCUCUAGUCCCGACUCUGUCACCUAUGUCUUUAAAGCUUUGGGUGCCGGCUUUUGGGGGCUUCGCUCACACUAUAGUUUUAAAGACACCCUCAACUAUGUCAUUCGUGAAGGUGGCGACUCUGACUGCAAUGCCAGUCUGUGUGGUGCACUCCUUGGAUGUCGUCUAGGAUACAGCCAACUCCCAAAAGAUUGGUUACAAGUUCUACCCUUUAAAGAAUGGUUGGAUUUCAAAGUUGUAAAAUUAGUUGACUUUUUAAAAAGGAAUAGAAAAAAUUAA
Cavenderia fasciculata is the source of this 1176-nucleotide messenger RNA. RefSeq lists its product as uncharacterized. Lineage: Eukaryota; Evosea; Eumycetozoa; Acytosteliales; Cavenderiaceae. The coding region runs from base 1 to 1176 and encodes 391 amino acids. The record is from RefSeq and is a predicted model, not a curated record. The transcript is spliced from 4 exons.